Messenger RNA from Monodelphis domestica (gray short-tailed opossum), 3280 nucleotides. It is a transcript of the gene PYGO2, whose product is annotated as pygopus family PHD finger 2. The record is from RefSeq and is a predicted model, not a curated record. NCBI's taxonomy places the organism in Eukaryota, Metazoa, Chordata, Mammalia, Didelphimorphia, Didelphidae. Gene Ontology annotation, biological process: spermatid nucleus differentiation; kidney development.
UGGAGCCCUGGCUGAGUUCCGGUUCCGGUCCUGGCGGCGGGCGGGAGGGCGUUGAGUCGGGAGUGAGCUCCCUAUCUGCUGUGGCCCGCUCCCUCCGCGUUGCCCAGGAUGGUACCGCCCAAGGGCCUGCGCUGGCCCUGAUCCCCCCCUCUGGGAGAUGGUGCAGGCCGGGGGCUCCUCGCCCCCCCGCCGCCGCUCCGGCGGCCACCGCCGCUGACCCGCGCCCCCGCCCCAUGGCCGCCGCGGCGCCGCCCCCCCCUGACAAGCUGGAGGGAGGAGGCGGCCCCGCUGCGCCGCCAGCGCCGCCCAGCACCGGGAGGAAGCAGGGCAAAGCCGGUCUGCAAAUGAAGAGCCCAGAAAAGAAGCGACGCAAGUCAAAUACCCAGGGUCCUGCAUACUCACACCUGACGGAGUUUGCACCACCCCCGACCCCAAUGGUGGAUCACCUGGUGGCAUCCAACCCAUUUGAGGAUGACUUUGGGGCCCCCAAGGUUGGGGGGGCAGCUCCUCCAUUCCUUGGCAGUCCUGUACCCUUUGGCGGAUUCCGUGUGCAAGGGGGCAUGGCAGGCCAGGUGCCCCCAGGCUAUGGGGGUGGAGGAGGAGGGGGGCCUCAACCUCUUCGAAGACAGCCUCCUCCUUUCCCCCCCAAUCCAAUGGGCCCUGCCUUCAAUAUGCCCCCUCAGGGCCCUGGGUACCCACCUCCAGGUAACAUGAACUUCCCUAGCCAGCCUUUUAACCAACCCUUGGGCCAGAACUUUAGCCCUCCUGGGGGACAAAUGAUGCCAGGCCCUGUGGGAGGAUUUGGACCCAUGAUUUCACCUACUAUGGGGCAACCACCCAGAGGGGAGCUGGGCCCUCCUUCCCUUCCCCAGCGCUUUGCCCAGCCAGGUGCUCCCUUUGGGCCCUCACCCCUUCAGCGACCUGGUCAAGGGCUCCCGAGUCUGCCUCCCAAUACAAGCCCCUUCCCUGGUCCUGAUCCUGGCUUCCCUGGCCCUGGAGGAGAGGAUGGAGGAAAGCCCCUAAACCCUCCUGCAGCGACUGCUUUCCCUCAGGAGCCUCAUUCGGGUUCCCCUGCUGCUGCUGUCAAUGGCAACCAGCCCAGUUUUCCCCAGAACAGUGGUGGUCGAGGCGGGGGAACCCCGGAUGCCAAUAGCUUGGCACCCCCGAAUAAGACAGGUGGAGCAUCUGGGCACCAGCCUCCUCCUGGCUUGGUGUACCCAUGUGGGGCAUGCCGGAGUGAGGUGAAUGAUGACCAGGACGCCAUUUUGUGUGAGGCAUCAUGUCAGAAGUGGUUUCAUCGAGAGUGUACUGGCAUGACAGAGAAUGCCUAUGGGCUCCUGACCACCGAAGCUUCAGCUGUUUGGGCCUGUGAUUUCUGCCUGAAGACCAAGGAGAUCCAGUCAGUCUACAUCCGAGAAGGCAUGGGGCAACUAGUGGCUGCCAAUGAUGGAUGAAUUUGGGAACAGUUGGUAUGGGACCAAGUAAUCUCCUUGAGGACCAUGGACCUUUCUCCUCUUGUGGCUCUUGGUCCCAGCUCCCCACUCGGACUGGGAGAAGGCUUAGUGACUCCUAGGGAUGAGAGAAGGAGAAUACCUAGAUCUUUCUCUCUCUUUCUAUGGAACCUGCCCAUGAAGGGCUGAGAAAGAAUCAAUCCCCUGAGAGGUCGAAGCCCCACUGAGCAUUCUGUAAGGUAACUUAAGAGGAAAGGCUAGAGGGGUAGGAUAUGAGUGAACAUUAUUGGGUGGGGGCUGCAUUUCUUUGCUAGUGCCAAAUACCUUCUAGCAUCUGCCCCAAACACUUCUUACCAGCUUCACUCUGACAGAUAAACUCUUGAAUGGUUUUUUCCUCUGCCAGAGGUAAUUGUCAGGGUUUUUUCCCAUUCCUUCAGUGGCCUACCAUGGGAUCUCAGCCCAGUGCAGAAUACAGUAUUAGACAUUGAGUGAAACCAGUUGGUAGGGGUCAUCCAUUCUUCCUAACUAUUCUCUCUCCACUGGCUUCUCUCCUCUGGAACCAAUUGGCUUUGAGGAAACCAGAUGAAGGUCUGAACCAUAGCAGGUUUCUGGAGAUUUUGGUGGCAGCAAGAUCAAAAUGGUUGAGAGAUGAUAUUCUUGAGACAGCCCCCUCCUCGUACCAAAGCCACAGGUCCCUCCCUCAGAUUAUUACUUGAUCUAUGUCAUGCUUCUUUAGUUCCAACAUUUUAUACAUCUGUUACCUAGAUUAUCCUAGACCAAUUUUUUUCCAAAUCUGCCCUUUUACCUACAGCUCCUGUGUCUUUGCUGUGUUGAGAGCUCAAGGAAAAAAAUAGAAACCCCAACAAUAUCUACUUCUCGGUCUUUUUUCAGAUGGGCAAAGGUGAAGGUUUUAUCUUGCCCCUGAAUGGGGAGGGUUAUCCCCAAUCCUGGGACCCUUAAUGGGAGGAUAUGUGGGAAAAUUGGAUAUUUUUACUUUUCACUCUCCAGCCCUUCAGUAUUUCCCAAGAUUUAAUGAUCCAGCAGUUUAAAAUCUGUUUUCUCAUCAGCCUCUUAACAGUGUAUUUUCUCUUCCACCAAAGCCACUUGUUGAGACAAAUAACUGCCCAGCAUAGAGCCUCUGUUUAGGCCAUUCUGGUUCUGACAUGGGGAUGCCCACCUUUUCUCCCUCUAUUCAAAUGAAAACAUGAGCUCACAUAUCAGCUCCCUGUUAGUGAUUUGGGUUAGAUUUAGUCAUCUGGAAGGAAUUAGUAGCCUCUAGCUGUGGGUACUCACUUUUUUUUAAUUGAAGAGGGAAUGAUGGAAAAGGGCCAAGAUAUUUUUCCCCCCUGUUCCUUAACCAGCUGCUCUGCUCUGGUCCUUUCUUUAGCUAGAGGUACCUCAGCAGCUUUCCUCAGUUCCAGAGCACUUGGAUAAGAAAAUUCCAGGGCAAAGGGCAUGGGCAUCCGAGUUUCCUGUCUGUUAAACUAAGGCCUGAAGCUCUUAAUUCCUGAAGAGAGUGGACCUGUGUCCCCCCCUCCUUCUGCCCCUGAGGAGUGUGUGUGUGUGUGUGGGGGGAACCAUGAGAAAUAACUGAGCACAGAUGGAUGGAUAGCCACACUAUUAAAUUUUGUUAUUUUGGUUUGCCUCUGGUGUCCUCAUUUUCUAUUGCUAUUUUUGUGCAUUUCCUCUCCCUGUUUCUUCUUUCCCCUGUUUUGUAAAGCAUGGCCCCCUCCAUCCACUAAUAGGAUGGAAUGGGCAGAGGUGGUUUGACAUAAUGGGGCCUUUGAACUUUUUGUAUGGUUGGAUUUAUAAAGUGACUUGAAAAAUCU